AUGUGGAGUUUUGUUUCAAAUGCCAUUGCAAGGAAGAAAAACUCUAAUGAGCCAAGUACAGCUUGUCUAGGAUUCUCGGAUGAUGAGAUUUGCUCAGAUGCAAGCACUGAGGAAGGUUUGGAAUGCCCUAUAUGCUGGGAAUCGUUUAAUAUUGUUGAGAACGUGCCUUAUGUCUUAUGGUGUGGCCAUACACUCUGCAAAAAUUGUGUCCUAGGGCUUCAGUGUGCUGCUUUGAGAUUCUAUGCUCAACGGGUCCAGAUUCCAUUCUUCAUUUCUUGCCCGUGGUGUCACUUGCUAACGUUGCGAAUGGUUUAUGAGGGAAAUCUCAAGUUUCCUCGCAAGAAUUUCUUCCUUCUCUGGAUGAUUGAGAACUUGAAUGGUGACAGAAUGAAGCCUCAUUCUUCCAUUUGUGGGGAUCAUCAACCAGUUUGGUCUCCAAGGAACACUUCAGCUCUCAGAAAUCACUCUAGCAGCACUAACCACAGGAGGGUUCAUCGUCUUGGACAUUGGGGGUCAAUCAAUAAUGAUCAUGACAGCAUCAGCAAUAACCAUACUCUGGAGAGACCCCAUCUUUCCCUACACAAAUCCCUGCAUCUCUUCCUUCAGUUUACAGCCAAGUUUCCAAUGAUUAUCCUAUUUCUUCUGAUUUUUAUUUUUGCUAUACUUUCCAGUGUUGCCAUCCUAGCCCUGUACCUGCUAAUUACAGUUCUCGUUGCACUGCCAGCUUUCUUGGUAUUGUACUUUGCAUAUCCUUUUUUGAAGUGGCUGGCAAGAGAAAUCACUACAUGA
Molecule: messenger RNA, 789 nt
Organism: Ilex paraguariensis (yerba mate)
Lineage: Eukaryota; Viridiplantae; Streptophyta; Magnoliopsida; Aquifoliales; Aquifoliaceae
Source: the annotation of a GenBank genome assembly